Molecule: messenger RNA, 1864 nt
Organism: Camelina sativa (false flax)
Lineage: Eukaryota; Viridiplantae; Streptophyta; Magnoliopsida; Brassicales; Brassicaceae
Cellular component (GO): Golgi apparatus; endoplasmic reticulum
Source: RefSeq, a predicted model, not a curated record
GUUUUAAGGGAGGAGGAGGGCUUUCCACACCGGACCGGACCGGAGGGAGAAUUAAGAGGGGAAAAAAAGCGAGAAUCGUUAGAAGAAAACCUAAUGGUUCAGAUCGGAUCUGAAACCUCUACCGAUUACUGCGACAUCCACGAUGGAUGGCAGGUAAUGGUAACGAAGCGCUACUACAACCAAGGCUUGGUUAAUUUUGUGGCCAGAAAGAUUGAUCCGAAUGAAAGCCUAGCUAACAACAAAAACGCCUUCCGUGUACUCAUGACGUUGGAUGAGGAAACUGAAAAGCCGAUUCUGUCUUUUUCCGAAGCCGCGGCAAAGAUCGAUCCCUCUCAUCUUGCGGCUUUCCUCGUCCACGAGAAGGACUUAUGGAGAUUUUACUUUUACCUUGAGAAAGCUUUUUCCCAAGUAUCAUUACCAUGGGUGAAGAUGUUAAAGGAAUUGCCUUUGUCCAAGCUGCUGAUCCAUCUUUCAUUAUGUCAUAUUCCUAUAUCUGUCUACGACACAUUAGCCGAUUGGAUCAAGCAGCCUAAAAUUUAUGAACACUUGAAUUUUGUUACUUGGGCGCUUGAUCGCAUUCUCACCGAUUGGGAAUCAGCACAACAAGGACUCGAUUCUAAAGCUGUGGCCAAAUUUGUUGAAUUAGCCUUGCUAUUGCGCUGUAGUAAUCCUAAUAUUGUUACUACUGUUUUGCGGAUGCUGAGGGUGAGACCUAGGUAUCAAGGCCAGGACACGCUUCCGGUUCUAGUUUGGAUGCUGGCUCAGGCCACCCACGGUGAUUUCUCUGCUGGCUUGUAUUCAUGGGCUCAUGUCUUGUUACCACUAGUCGGCAGUUACAAGCGCCGCCGCCCUCGCUCUAUUGAUCUCAUCCUGCAAUUUGUUGAGAUCAUUUUGUCAAAUACAGAGGCUCAGACCAUACUUGUAAAUCGAGCUGUUUGGGAGGAAGAGCGGCUGAUUCCACCUUCUUCAUUUGAGACCUUGCUGCGGCUUACAUUCCCUGCUUCAUCUGCUAGAGUAAAGUCAACAAAGAGGUUUGAGGCAAUUUAUCCCUUGUUGAAAGAAGUAGCCCUUGCACCAGAGACUGCAACAGGAGGAAAGGCAGUGGAACAGAUAUUCACAUUUUCUUUGAAAUUAGCUGGAGAAGGUGUUGUUGUUACAGGAAAUCCUGGUCUAGCCAAGGAAGCUGCAGCAAUCGCUAUCCGGUCUGUGACAGAACACGUUGAUUGCUUUAACCACUGGGAUAUUCUCUAUGAGGAUUAUUUAGAAGCUAGCGUUGCUCUUCUUAGAAAGCUUGCAGACGAAUGGAAGGAUCAUUCCCCUAAAUUAUUAUCAUCACCAGGUGAUACUCUCGCUGUCAAUCGAGCUAUGAGUAGCUUCAGGCUUCAGAAUGAAAAAGGCAUCACUGAAGGAGGAGCCAAUUGUUCACUUUACAACGAAGCUGACAAGUCGUGCAAACUGAUCUUGGGGAGACUCUCCCGUGAAAGUGGCCGCUUCAAUAUAGCACCCAUUACCGCUGUGGUUCUAGCUGCUGCAGGAAGCGUUGCAGGAGCCGCACUAGCUCUAUAUGCUUACCACUAGCAUAAAUGGGGCCGGGUUUCGUAUAUUAUAGCCACAAAGUUUGGGAUCUAGCUAGGGCUGGUCCAAGCAAACUUAUAAAUAUUAACUUGGGAUCUAGGGCUGGUCCAAGCUAACUUGUAAAUAUUGUUAAUAUAUGAAUAGUCAGGUCAAAGGAAAAACUUGGGAGAGUUCAUCGCAGCCACAGUGCCAUAAAAGAUUAUCCUUUUUGACUUGGGGCGGUGAUAGCUACUACAGUAUUCCGAUCAAUUAAUUUGAUUACUGUUCGGAUUUAUUAAAAUUAGACUCA